This is a messenger RNA of Zychaea mexicana, 1253 nucleotides long. RefSeq lists its product as uncharacterized. The transcript has a single exon. The coding region runs from base 408 to 884 and encodes 158 amino acids. The record is from RefSeq and is a predicted model, not a curated record. NCBI's taxonomy places the organism in Eukaryota, Fungi, Mucoromycota, Mucoromycetes, Mucorales, Lichtheimiaceae.
UCGCUUGGGCCGGAAGUGCAGAAAAUGGGGAAUACGAAACUCACACAUCAUCAUCAUCCUUAUCCCUUUUUACCACCGUUCUUCAACUGCUCCGGCUGCGGUACACAUCUUUACCAAAUUUCUCUUCCGAUUUUUCUUUUCUGUGCAACACUCUAUCAACCAGAGCAAUAUACGUACCGUUGUGAAUGUUGUUGACGACGGAAACAGAGUGAUUCUCACAACGUCGUCUUUUUUCUAUCUUUUUUUUUUUCUUUUAUGGAUAACAUGGACAUUUUCAGUCUCUGUCUCUCACGCACACGCCUAAUAGAAAAACAACGCGAUCAUUUCCACAAGAGUUGAAACCUUCUUUUUUUCUGUGUUUUUCUGUAAGCUCCAUCUGUUUUUUUCUCUCUCUCAAAAAAGAUCAUAUGACCCCCGUUGUGAUGGGCCUUGUUUUCUUUUCCCUGAUGUGCUGGAUUUCCUCUAAAAAAAGAAGACGUUCUUAUCAAUUUCGCCAUCAGUUACAUCUUUUGUUUGGUUACUAUUAUAUUACCAUAGGCACACAAAACAGUAAUGUCAUCAGCAGUGGAAUUUCGUUCGCCUCACCACCCCCCCCCGCCCUUCACCCUCAGCCCACUUUGCUCAUCACUUGGCACCACAGACAUCAUCACGUACUCUCGUUUUCCAUUAGUAAGAGAUCCAAGCAAAACGUUAAUUUAGUUUAUCCGUUCUUCUCCCCACACCCCCCGCACACUUUUCAUCAUUCUUGCAUUAUGUCCCCACACACACAUAGGGUUACCAAUAUAUACACGGAACUAGGUUUCUCAGGGUUGUCAUUAUCUUGGGGAAAUGAUCAAACACUCGGGUCCCCCGGUUCAGUUUUUUUUAAGUUUUCACAUUCUUGAGAGGUACCAUCAUCAUUAUUAUCACUCUAAUCAUCAACAGAACAGCAGCAGACAAGGAUGAAAGACAACAUAGUAGCCCUGUGAUUGUUUGAAUAAAGGUGUCAUUAAUCAAAGCACCGCACUGAAUAGAAUACUGAUAUGUGCUUUUCCUGCACUAGAAUUGGGAAAUGUGGUUUUUCUAAUAUGUAGCUUUUUUUCUAAACACUACUACUUAUAUAACAGAUACAGAUCUUUUCCUAAAAAUCAUAGAGUCAUAUAAAGUCAUGUUCUGUUUGACGGACUCAUUUAUAGCGCAUACAUGUAAGGCUGCACAUUUUAAGAUGAAAAGGCGCUGAUGUGUAGUAGUAGUAGUAGUAGUAGUAGUAGUAG